AAUCCUUACCUACACCAUUUUCUCAUCUACAAACACAUACAUGAAUGUAUAUAUAUAGCUAGAGCCACACCCUUCACAAGCCAUACAAUUCACUUCCCACCUCAAACUUAACAAGAUUUCAAGUGUAGUACAGAAACAAAAUCCAAAACCAAAAACCAAAAAAGUUGAUCAUAUCAGCUGCAUCCAUGGCAGAAGAGGUCGGAUUAAGCUGGUGGAAUUCCCCCCAAAAUCUCUUCAAUUCGUCGCCAUGUUCGCUAGGGAGCUUCGUUUGGCCCAAGCCCGAUCUUCACCACCACAACACAGGAGUCGGCCUUUCGCCUCCGGAUAGCUGGAAUCAUCAAGAUAUGCUCGGAAAAUCAGAAGAAAAUUAUUCCAAUUUUCUACUCGAUUCAAGCAUGAAUUAUCGGCCUUCCAGCAAAGAAGAUUCAAGUUUUGGUGAAUCAUAUUCAACCUUGUUGCAGACUCUCUUCGACACUGAUUCUCAACCCCUUCCAUCUUCAUUUGAUCAUCAAACUGUUUAUGAUCAGAUGAAUUCAAAUGGAUUUUUGGGUAAACCUAAUGUUCGUCCGCUGCUGCAACCGCCGACUCAUUUCUUCCAAUCAUCUCUCAGCAAUCAGCAGCAGCAUCAACAAGCCACAGCGGUGAAGAAAGCGAGUAACCAACCUGCGUAUAAACGCCCGCGAAUCGAAACUCCAUCGCCACUGCCAACCUUUAAGGUUCGAAAAGAGAAGCUCGGGGACAGAAUCACCGCGCUCCAGCAGUUGGUUUCGCCUUUCGGAAAGACUGACACUGCAUCCGUUCUCCACGAAGCGAUCGAGUACAUCAAGUAUCUCCAUGAUCAAGUCCAUGGCUUAAGCACACCAUACUUGAAAUAUGGAGCAACAACGGUCCCGUGCCAAAAGAGGAAUAGGGAUGAAGAAGGGGUGACAAAGGACCUCAAAACUCGAGGACUGUGCCUCGUCCCUAUAUCAAGCACCUUCCCCGUUGCAGCCGAGACGAGCUCAGAUUUCUGGACACCAAGCUUCAGAUAGAUAUCAUGCCUAUUUACACACCAAAAAAGAGACAAUAAUGUAAGAUUUGGAAGUGGCAAGAAUGAAGGCCGCUCUCCAUUGUUGUUAUACAUGUAUUCAAGAAAAGCAAGGAAAAGGUAGAGAGGGAAAAGGGACAAUGCUGGGCCACAUCUUUGAAAGAAUGUUAGAACUAAUCAAUGUAGCAUUCCAUAUAAUUGUAAUAAAGAACAAUUGAUCAAGAGGAAGUUUAGGAAAAGGGACUACUAAACUUCUAGACUCUAGUUUAUUAGUAGUUUUUAAGGAGAUAAUUAAUGUGCACUAAGAAUUUCAAUUCUUGCUUCUUUGUAUUACUUAUGGAGAGUUUGAAUUAUUAUUUGUUAGUGGAGGAUGUACAUGUAAAGGGAGUUAGAUAGCA
Messenger RNA from Salvia splendens (bonfire salvia), 1425 nucleotides. Its product is annotated as transcription factor bHLH112. Gene Ontology annotation, molecular function: DNA-binding transcription factor activity, RNA polymerase II-specific; protein dimerization activity; RNA polymerase II cis-regulatory region sequence-specific DNA binding. Gene Ontology annotation, cellular component: nucleus. The coding region runs from base 186 to 1031 and encodes 281 amino acids. The transcript has 5 exons. The record is from RefSeq and is a predicted model, not a curated record. Lineage: Eukaryota; Viridiplantae; Streptophyta; Magnoliopsida; Lamiales; Lamiaceae. Gene Ontology annotation, biological process: regulation of transcription by RNA polymerase II.